GGAUGGCGAGGGUAUGGAGGGGAGGAACGAGGAGGAGAGGGAAGUGUAAAGGGCGUGGAAGGAGGGCGAAGCGCACCACCUUGCGCGGCGCACGCGGAUGGCCACGGCUUGCAAGAUACGUCGCUACCGCAGAAGGCGGUUCACCGCGGUUUUCCGGCGCUUUAGCAGUAGACCCUUCUCCGUCGACUGCACGCCAGUGUGCUCGACGAAUGCGCCACAGUCUACGGUCGAAUCCCGAUGGAUGUGCUUCGUUGCCCGACGGACGGUUUAUUCCAGGCGACGGACGUGUCAUCCCAGGUGACGGACGUAUCGUCCUGGCGACGCCGGUCUCGCAUCGGAGGUGCAUUCGGAGAACGUCUGAUCGUCAUUCGGAGGAGUUCCUUGCAGAGGGUGAUUCGGGGAAGGCCACGGUAUAUGCAAAGGAGCGCGUCGCCUAUUCGGAGGACGUUUGAACGUCAUUCGGAGGAGCGCGUCGUCUAUCCGGAACAGCAUAUUCGGAGAACGCUACGGCAAAUCCGCAGAACGUCGCGGCAUAUUCGGAUAAUACCAUUCGGAGAACGUCUGACCGUCAUUCGGAGAACGUCUGACCGUCAUUCGGAGAACGUACGACCGUCUUUCGGAGGAUUGCGUCGCGCAAUCGGAGAACGGCAGGCCUCUUCUCCCAGGGCGUCCGACGCGCUAUGCGCGCGAACUCAACAGACGCUCGUGCAUGAAGCCUCAUGCGCGAUUUCCUGCAUUGCCCUUCGUCGUGACAUACCUUCUUUUUCGAAGACCUACCGUCUCUUCUUCGAAGACCUACCGUCCCCCGAUACAUUCCAUAUAGCCGUUACACGCCAAACAGCCUUCACAUAGCCCAUAUGCCUCAUCAGCCAGCCGCGGAGCCUCUGACGACUGGUCACGGU
Messenger RNA from Schizophyllum commune H4-8, 902 nucleotides. RefSeq lists its product as uncharacterized. Lineage: Eukaryota; Fungi; Basidiomycota; Agaricomycetes; Agaricales; Schizophyllaceae. The transcript has a single exon. The record is from RefSeq and is a predicted model, not a curated record. Bases 238 to 852 code for a protein of 204 amino acids.